AUGCCUCUCUCAGAUGAGGAACUCACAGCCCUAGUCAAUAAAAUCCGGAACGAUCCUAACUACUUUACGAAAUUCGACUCUAUUCCGCAACGUUGUACUUUCAAAGCAAUAGAUGACACGCAAUUCGAUGCCGUUGCUGUCGACAGCCAGUCUGACCACGUGUUGCACUUCAGUAUCCUCGGUCGGAUUGUUAGAAAAACCACGUACCUCAGACCUGAGGGACCAUUCAAGCCGACAGGAGCCAAUCCGCCGAAACGCGAAGAACAAGAAAAAUUUCUGAAGACUAGGCUGAAGGCUUCAUUGGCACCUCUCAGAGACGUGCUAGAUACUGAGACAGCCAAAGAAGACUGGGCGAAAUACAGAGCGACAUUGGAGAAGAUCAUCGAGGCUACGACGGAGUUUUCGGCUGAUACGAAAAUUUGGAGCCCAUAUCGAACAAAGAAAAAUGUUUUUACGCUCAAUCACAAAUUGAUAUCCCGUAGAGACGAUGAAGGUUUCUCGCGUGGCGAAAAGGCCACAAUACUACGUGGAGGAGGCAGUUUAGGUAGCUCAGACGGCGGUGUCGAACCUUCAGGGGAACUAAACGAGGAUCCCAUUGAUGAACCGGAAGGGAUUGCAGACGUGGUACUUGGUGUCGAAAGCGACGUAAAUAAGUUGACACAGAUAAGGAACUGGCCCUGCGACCCAGACUGGCAUCGAGUCGCAGACCGCUUCGACCAUUCUCACUACAUCAAUCUACUUCCUGCAUUCGACAGAGACUUCGAAUUCAUCUUGCCUCAGCAAUACGAAUUGAAGCUCCUUGGUGCCGUCGUCCACGCCAAGUUCUCUAUCAGUAGAUUCGAUAUUCAGGGAGACUAUGUUUUUUGCCUCGAUAUUGUCGAGCUUCAGGUCCUGAAGCCGCCUCCGGCUGGAGUUGCGACGCGUAAGAAGCGCGCUUUGGUUGACCUUGUGCUGCAUAAGAAGAGGAUGAAGCAGCGAUUGCUCCGGUUGAGUGCAUCUUUUAGCUCUGUUGGUCAUUUACAACUCAAGACAAUCUGGUGGCUCUUUGUAGACUCGGAUCACGAUAAUGUUGUAGGUGAAUACACCUAAUCUCCCUUUCAUUCCUUUGCGAUAUGU
This is a messenger RNA of Fomitiporia mediterranea MF3/22, 1116 nucleotides long. RefSeq lists its product as uncharacterized. Lineage: Eukaryota; Fungi; Basidiomycota; Agaricomycetes; Hymenochaetales; Hymenochaetaceae. The transcript has 3 exons. The coding region runs from base 1 to 1089 and encodes 362 amino acids. The record is from RefSeq and is a predicted model, not a curated record.